Molecule: messenger RNA, 1415 nt
Organism: Chara braunii
Lineage: Eukaryota; Viridiplantae; Streptophyta; Charophyceae; Charales; Characeae
Source: the annotation of a GenBank genome assembly
GGCACUUCCACCCAACCUUACACGAAGGAGGAGGAGAAGAUGGCCGCCAUCCUGCAGGAGAGAAAGGAAAAGAGAGAGGCCAAGAAGAAGGCCCUACGGGAGGAGCAGGCGGCCAAGUUGAGAAAGAUUGAGGAAGAGAUGGCUAGAGAGAAGGAGAGAAUUAAGAAAGAAGAAGAGCAGAAAUUGAAGGAGGUGGACGAGGAAGAGGAGGAAGGGCCGCCAUUGCAAAGGAGGAGUGGGCAGCACAGUGGCAGCAACGGUUGGGACCUGGAGAAGAGGAUAUCCGAAUGGGUUGCCAAUCUGUCUGUGGGAGAAGAGGAAGAAGUUAGUAUGUACAUCCCGCAGGAUCAACAAGAGGCUGCCAUGAGGGCUUGGGAUGCAGAGAAAGAUCCCCUCAGACGACAGGCGUUGGAAGACGAGAAGAGGAUGGAGUGGAAAUUAGCAGUGAUGAGGGAGAAGAAGAGAAGAGUUGACAAGGCAGCGGAGGCGGCGGAAGAAUUAGAGGAGGUGAAAAAGCUAGAAGAGCAAGUAGCCGCCCAGACUGAACUCCCAGCCCAGCUGCGAGUCAUAGCCCGAAGUGUCGCACGCCUGGCACGGAUUCACGCGGACCAAUAUGACUUCAGUAGGAGUCAAGAUAUAGUUGUGUGCUCGAUACGAUUGGGCUUUCGGGACUUUGCUCGUGAGUUGGUAGGCGCUGUUGGAGCCGAGGUGGGUCAUCGUCUCGACAAGACUGAGCGAUUUUGCGCUGGCGCCAUUGAAGGCGUCAAGGCGGCAGCUCCCAAGGAGGAGGAAGCACGUCCUCCUCACCAGGAGCCGGUCAAGGUCAAAUUCCCUGAUUCCUACAGUGGAAAAAGGGAAGAGAACUUCGACAAUUGGGAGGCCAACGUCAAAACCUAUGUGCAUCUGCAACAGGUCUCCCCAGAUCAGCAGGUUCUGAUCGCGAUCCACGCGCUUAGAGACGAGGCCGCUAGCUUUGCAAGGUCCCUAGUUCGCGCUGCCAAUUGUAAUGACGAUCCAGUUGCGUACUCCGUAUUUACUCCCCUCAUCGAUUUUAUGAAAUUGUUGCGCGAGCGAUUUGCUGACGUCGCUCGCAGUGUCAAGGCCUCGGACAAGCUCCAGACCAUCCAUUCUCGUAAAUGGAAGAGUGCCAGGGCACUCAAGGGUACAAUGGAUGAGUUGGUGGCCGUCCCGGACCAUGGGGUCACAGAAGGCCAGUUGGUCAACCUCUUUUACCGGGCUAUGCCCGAAGCCUUUCAAGGGCAGUUCUUCGCGAAGAGCGAAGACCCAGCCACAAGCCACCACUUACGAUUCCCUUAGCCGUGAGGUGGUGGCUUUGAAGCGAAGUCCGUGUCCCUGUCUACCUUCUGGCACAAGGACUUGGACAGGGGAAAGCAAUGGAAAGGCCGCACUAUCUC